UCAACUCGCGCGUCAACAGGAAGCAGCAGCGGAGGACAAAAAGAGCGCCGCAGUUCAAAACGGAGACGUUAAGGAGAAGUUCGUCUGUGAGACUCCAGAAAUCUCCCAGAAUCACAGAAAGAGCCGUCUGCGUCACUGUAAAUCAAAUUUAAAACGUGACGUCUGUUUUUGAGAGUUUAUAAGUUAAGUUAUCGUCGACCCCAUGUUUGUGUGAGUCUACUGAAGUCGGAGCUUCACCUCCAUCGUGUUGGUUCAUGCUCGGACAGCUGUAGGAAUAUCCUGGUCCAGUUGUGAUCCUACGGUGUCGUGGCCACGAUGAGCUUCUCUCCAGAUGUCUUGGGGCGUCCGGCAGGCUGCAGCAUCCAGGAGCAGAGGGAGCGCUGGCAGAGGAAACGCAGCAGGACAGCCAAAGAGCUGGUCCAGACGGAGCAGCGCUACUGCCAACAGCUCCAUCUCAUAACCACCUUUUUUGUGGAGAUCUUGAAGGCCAAAGGAACCUUGAAGCAGAACGUCAGAGAAUCUAUCUUCAGUUCUAUUAAAGACAUUCAAUCAGCAAACCAAUCUCUGCUUGUUCAUUUGGAGAAUGGAUACUUUGGGAAAGGCUUGGCUCAGUUCUGCACUCAUUUGCAUCACUACACUGCAUAUGUGGACAACAUUUACAAUGCCAACAAAGUGCUCAUGAUUCAGCUGAAGAAGAACAAGGCCUUCAGACGCUUCAAGAAGCUGCAGGAAGCUCGGCCAGAGUUCAACAGCCACAAACUGGAGGACUUGCUGCAGUUACCCGUUCAGCGGAUCCAUCAAUAUAAACACUUUCUACAGGAUCUGACUGCAAACACAAGUCCAGACCACCCGGAGUUUGAGCAGCUUUCAAAGUCCUUCCAUGAAGUCAUGAAGGUGUUCCAGCGUAUUGAGGACAACACGAGGCGCCAUGAGAACCACCUGCAGCUCUGUCGAGUGCAAAAGCUGCUGAAAGGGAAAAGAACAAAAAUCAUGACUGCAGGGAGGUGGUACAUCCGCGAGGGCUGGCUGAACAUGGUUCCCCAAAAAGGUGACGGUGCCAAGCCCAGGAUGUUUUUCCUCUUCUCUGACAUGCUCCUGCAGGCCAAGCGCUGCAGCCCCCUGGAACUUACCAACGGGGAGAAGUUUGUUGGCCAGCACGCUUACCCCCUGCAGGACUGCAGCGUUGAAAAGGUCUUUGGACACACCAGGAGCAAAGGAGGCCUGCUCAGCCUGACCUUCCCCAAAGCCAAACUUCUGCUGAUGUCCAACAACCAGGAGGACCUGAACGACUGGCACCAGAACCUGAGCGCAGCCAUCAGGAAGUUACAGCCUGCAGCAACCGUCAUCCAUCAGAGGGAGGACAGGCGGGGGGAGCUGGCAUGCAACAGGAAGAGGCACAUGCCCCUCGCCGACGCCACUGAGCGUGCUCAAACAUCUCCUGAGCAGGACUGCAGCGUCCCAAAGAGGAUGAAAGAGUCUGAUGAUGCAGGAGCGAGUGCAGGAAGCUCCGCCUCCAGCUGCGUGAUCCUCUGAUCGCUCCGUUCAGGUGGGGAUCAGUGACAGACUGAGGCCCAGUGGCACCAAAUGCAAACCUGACCAUCUCUUACACUCCGAUUCUUCUUCACGGUGGUUUCAUGGCUUUAAUGCGUCCUCAGAGGGAUUAUUUAGUCUUGAUAACGGCUUCUUUUUACUAACCCGAGUCCUUCAACUGCAGGAGAACGGAUCCGUUCUUCCAGUGACAGCAGGAAUGUUCUUCAACUUUUAUGCUCGCUUCAUGGUUUUCAAUGACCACUUUAUUUAUCUCCACUUUGACACUUUGAUAUUUACUCCUAAACAUCAUGUUACACUUUGGGAAUGAUUUUUUUAUUCUUUUGUGUUUUUUAUGAUGUAAAAUGGAAAUUAUAAUUUCCCAAUAAAAAUACUACAAACAUCUUUA
Molecule: messenger RNA, 1936 nt
Organism: Oryzias melastigma (Indian medaka)
Lineage: Eukaryota; Metazoa; Chordata; Actinopteri; Beloniformes; Adrianichthyidae
Gene: arhgef39
Product: Rho guanine nucleotide exchange factor (GEF) 39
Exons: 12
Coding region: 316-1533 (405 amino acids)
Biological process (GO): positive regulation of cell migration
Cellular component (GO): plasma membrane
Molecular function (GO): guanyl-nucleotide exchange factor activity
Source: RefSeq, a predicted model, not a curated record